Molecule: messenger RNA, 1952 nt
Organism: Eptesicus fuscus (big brown bat)
Lineage: Eukaryota; Metazoa; Chordata; Mammalia; Chiroptera; Vespertilionidae
Gene: SARS1
Product: seryl-tRNA synthetase 1
Exons: 11
Coding region: 85-1629 (514 amino acids)
Biological process (GO): seryl-tRNA aminoacylation
Cellular component (GO): cytosol
Molecular function (GO): tRNA binding; serine-tRNA ligase activity; ATP binding
Source: RefSeq, a predicted model, not a curated record
GCGCAGGCGCAGUGCGUCGGUCCCUGGUUGACUCCCUGGCUACGGGCUUCAUUUCUCCUCAUUGUUGCCCGGGGAGGAGGAAAGAUGGUGCUGGACCUGGACUUGUUUCGGGAGGACAAAGGAGGGGACCCAGACCGCAUCCGAGAGACGCAAAAGAACCGCUUCAAGGACCCGGGACUGGUGGAUCGGCUGGUGAAGGCGGACGGCGAGUGGCGAAAAUGCAGAUUUCGGGCCGACAACUUGAACAAGCUGAAGAACCUAUGCAGCAAGACAAUUGGAGAGAAAAUGAAGAAAAAAGAGCCAGUGGGAAAUGAUGAGUCCAUUCCGGAGAAUUUGUUAAAUCUCGAUGACCUCACUUCAGACACUUUAGCUAACCUGAAAGUGUCACAGAUCAAAAAGCUCCGACUCCUCAUCGACGAAGCCAUCCUCAAGUGUGACACCCAGCGGAUAAAGCUGGAGGAAGAGCGGUUCGAGAACCUCCGAGAGAUCGGGAACCUUCUGCAUCCCUCGGUGCCCAUCAGUAACGAUGAGGAUGCGGACAACAAAGUGGAGAGGAUCUGGGGUGAUUGCAACGUCAGGAAGAAGUACUCGCACGUGGACCUGGUGGUGAUGGUCGAUGGCUUUGAAGGCGAAAAAGGGGUCGUGGUGGCUGGGAAUCGAGGGUACUUCCUGAAGGGGCCCCUGGUGUUCCUGGAACAGGCGCUCAUCCAGUACGCCCUUCGCACUUUGGGAAGUCGGGGCUACAUUCCCAUUUAUACCCCGUUUUUCAUGAGGAAGGAGGUCAUGCAGGAGGUGGCACAGCUCAGCCAGUUUGAUGAAGAGCUUUACAAGGUGAUUGGCAAAGGCAGUGAAAAGUCUGACGACAACUCCUAUGAUGAGAAAUACCUGAUUGCCACCUCCGAGCAGCCCAUCGCUGCUCUCCAUCGGGAUGAGUGGCUACGGCCAGAGGAUUUGCCCAUCAAGUAUGCUGGCCUGUCCACCUGCUUUCGCCAGGAGGUGGGCUCCCACGGCCGUGACACCCGCGGCAUCUUUCGAGUCCAUCAGUUUGAGAAGAUCGAACAGUUUGUCUACGCGUCACCACACGACAACAAGUCGUGGGAGAUGUUUGAGGAGAUGAUCACCACCGCGGAGGAGUUCUACCAGACUCUGGGGAUCCCAUACCACAUCGUGAAUAUUGUCUCAGGUUCUUUGAAUCACGCUGCCAGUAAGAAGCUUGACCUGGAGGCCUGGUUUCCGGGCUCGGGAGCCUUCCGUGAGCUGGUCUCCUGUUCUAACUGCACAGACUACCAGGCUCGCCGCCUCCGAAUCCGAUACGGGCAAACCAAGAAGAUGAUGGACAAGGUGGAGUUUGUCCAUAUGCUCAACGCCACCAUGUGUGCCACUACCCGCACCAUCUGCGCCAUCCUGGAGAACUACCAGACGGAGAAGGGCAUCCUCGUGCCCGAGAAGUUGAAGGAGUUUAUGCCGCCAGGUCUCCAAGAGCUGAUUCCCUUUGUGAAGCCGGCGCCCAUCGACCAGGAGCCAUCGAAGAAGCAGAAGAAGCAGCAGGAGGGCAGCAAAAACAAAGGGGCAGCGAGCGAUGUCACCCUGGAGAGCCGGCUGCAGAGCAUGACGGUCACCGAUUCCUGAACAUUCCUUCCCCCCAGUUCUGUCAGCUGGGAUCCCAGAGCCUGCCCGAGGGCGGGGAAGCCAGACAUACCCACUGAUCGCCUGCACCCCCUGACUGCAUUGCUGAAACGGGAACCCUCUGCCACCGAGCCGCGGGGUCCCUGUCUGCUCGCAUGGGCCUAGGAUGCAACCACUGAGGACCGAGGAGGCCAUGCCAUGGGCCCCCCCAGCGGAGGCGGGGACUCGCCCGCGGUCCUCCGCCUGGGGCUCAAACCCUGGCUCGAAGCUCUCCCUGGAACCACACUCAUUUGUGCUUUUCCCCCUAAAUAAAGCUGUUCCACGUA